Messenger RNA from Eruca vesicaria subsp. sativa (arugula), 846 nucleotides. Lineage: Eukaryota; Viridiplantae; Streptophyta; Magnoliopsida; Brassicales; Brassicaceae. The record is from the annotation of a GenBank genome assembly.
CUUCCCUUGCGCCGGUGACUCUGUUUCGUGGACUUCGUAGUAUCGUAAUCUCAUAGAGCUGUGAUGGAUCCAGCACAGAACACAAACACAGCAGGGAUCGGUGGAAGCAAUGGCACAACAACAACGACGAUGGGAUAUCAAACCAACGAGGGAACAGCAACUGCGUCUGAAGAUUCAAAGGAGAAUCUGAACCAAGUCAUAAACUCAAUUCAGAAGACUUUGGGACUCCUUCAUCAGCUUCACCUUACUGUCUCUUCUUUCACUCCCGCUUCUCAGCUUCACCUCCUCCAGCGCCUCAAUUCUCUGGUUUCGGAGCUGAAUAGUAUGGCGAAGUUGUCUGAGAAAUGCAACAUUCAAGUCCCCAUGGAGGUUCUUAGCUUGAUUGAUGAUGGGAAGAACCCGGAUGAGUUUACGAGGGAUGUUAUUAAUAGCUGCGUAGCUAGGAAUCAAGUUACAAAGGGCAAGACUGAUGCUUUUAAGGAUUUGAGGAAACAUAUACUGGAGGAGCUUGAAGAGACGUUUCCUGAUGAAGUUGAUAAGUAUAGAGAGAUCCGUGCUGCUUCUGCCGCUGAAGCAAAAAGGGUGGCACAGUCGCAAGCUGUGUUACCCAAUGGGGAUGCAAAGGUCAAGAGCGAGCUAUAAAGAAAGAAGCCACUUUUCUGUUCUCUUCUUCUGUGGAUCUUCUUACCCCUUGUAGAAUAAAUUUUCUGAGUAGAUGAUGUAAACGAACAAGAACCACAUUGCAAUUUCUAUAAUACUUGGUUUCUGUUUGUUUGUUUUCAAAGUUUUUUGUUUCCUAUAGGCUAUAUAACACUCAAACUUUGUUUUCUUCCAAAUCUACUCUCC